Nicotiana tabacum (common tobacco) is the source of this 1145-nucleotide messenger RNA. RefSeq names its product short-chain dehydrogenase/reductase 1. Lineage: Eukaryota; Viridiplantae; Streptophyta; Magnoliopsida; Solanales; Solanaceae. Gene Ontology annotation, molecular function: oxidoreductase activity, acting on the CH-OH group of donors, NAD or NADP as acceptor. Gene Ontology annotation, cellular component: membrane. The record is from RefSeq and is a predicted model, not a curated record.
UCACUUUCAAUACUACUGUAUGUAUUAAGGAACACAGUGGGCCUGAAAUACUCUUCUUCUUUUUUAAACACAUUCGAACACGCAACACUUCAUACCAAUGGCAGAACCUUCCAACUUCCUGGCAACUCAAAGGAUUGCAGUUGUGACUGGAGCCUACAGAGGAAUAGGACUAGAAAUAUGUAGACAGCUAGCUUCAAAGGGGAUAGUGGUGAUCUUAACAGCUAGAGAUGAGAAGAAAGGAGCAGAAGCUAUUGAUAUACUAAAGGAGUGUGGCCUCUCAAAUUAUGUUAUUUUUCAUAAACUUGAUGUGACUGACCCUUCUAGUGUUGCACAACUCAAAGAUUUCAUCAAGGCCAGAUUUAGCAAGCUUGAUAUCUUGGUGAAUAAUGCAGCAGUUCUUGGAUUGCUUAUGGAUGAAGAUGUUACAAUUACAAGUCCAGAACAAGACCUAUUCGUGGAGAAGAUAAACGUAGCAACUCAAACUUAUGAUGUAGCUGAAGAAUGUCUAAAAACAAACUACUAUGGGGCAAAACAGAUGAUUCAAGAGUUAUUACCUCUACUUCAAUUUUCUGAUUCACCUCGUAUUGUCAAUGUCUCCUCCAUUGCUGGAAAGUUGGAGUAUGUACGCAAUGAAUGGGCUGUAGGAGUGUUAAGUGAUGCUGAGAAUCUAACAGAAGAGAGAGUAGAUGAGGUUUUGAAUACUUUUCUGCAAGAUUUGAAGGAGGGUUUGUUGGAAAGUAAAAACUGGCCUCUGAUUUUACCUGCAUAUACACUAUCAAAAGCAGCAGUGAAUGCUUACACAAGAAUAUUGGCCAAGAAAUACCCAAGUUUUCUCAUCAACUGUGUUUGUCCAGGCUAUGUCAAAACUGAUAUGACUAUCAAUUGUGGCAAAUUGAGUGUUGAAGAGGGUGCUGAAAGUCCUGUUUGGCUUGCUCUUUUACCUGAGGGAGGUCCAUCAGGAAAAUACUUCAGUAGGAAAGAGGUGUCACCUUUCUAAUAAAAUUGGCAAUCUAAUGAGUUGCUUGGUGCGUAUGCACUAAUAUCAUACUGUAGAAAUGUAAUAAAAAAAUUAAUAAUCACUGGAUAGUGGAUUAUUUAGUGAAAUUGUAAUACAAAGAUUAGUAAUGGCUGGAUCAUUUGGUGCA